GUUACCAGCAAGCUCCAGAAAGCUUGGCUUCUUUUUUAAGAAUUGUGACUUGUGCAAAUAAAAUUUGGUUAAAAUAAUAAGCAAAUGUAUCACAUAAUACUCUUCUUUGUCAUUUUUUGUGAAUGCAAACUAUACAUUUUCCCACCGCAAUGCAAAUUGAGGGUAAAUAUGGACAACAAUAAAUUGUGACACAAGUUUCUUGGUAUGGGGCAAGACCAAAAUAAAUGCACCAGCGUUUUGUUUAGUUCUCCUCAGACUCCUCAUUCUUACUUUUAGGUUGCAGCGAAAAACAGACAUUCCCAAUAGUUUUCUCUUCACGUCCACCCGUGUAGGGGAUCAAACCCUUAAAACACAUCAGUUUAUGUCCACAGCCACGCGAUUUGCUUUAUUCAAUGAACUGUAUGAAUUGAACUGUUCUUUUGUCAUUUAUUUGAAGCUUUGGCAACAUGGUUAUUUUGGCAUUCAUGCUGAAUUGAAGUGGGCGGAGCCAUCAGCUCCACCGACCAAUAACAGCGGACCUGGAGCGUUACCUAGGAGACGGUGUACAGAGCGGAGGGAGGCAGCAGCAGGCUAACAUGCUAACGUGCUAACUAGUCGGUUACCGGACAGCUGAAUCACCGUGUUACAUAUUUCAAAUCACCGUGGACGUUAAAAGGCCCGGUGUCACCGUCUGCCGCCGUUAGCCAGCUAGCAUGGCAGCAGCGGCGUCCAGCUAACGAGGCGAGAUUAGCGGUUAGCACGCUAACCAGUCACCGAAGCUAACGUGCUAACAUAAACAGUGUCCGAUAAUACACGCCUGUACCGGUUAGCACCGAGCUAACAGCCGGGAUGGAUGUGAGCUAACAGACCGUGGUGGUCUGACCCGGAUCUGAGCUGCUUCUCUGGACGGAACCGAGCCGAGGGGUUCAUCCCAGCGACAGCCUGGUCCUCCCGGGCCGGGGAACGGUCAGAUCCGGACUCUAGAGGAAAUGCAGCGGACCGGAGGACGGAUCCACAUCCCGAGUCCCGUUAGCCGUUUAUGAACAGGAUGGACGUGUGCAGUAGGAACCCGAACCGCACGGCGCCGGUCGGCGAGGACGGCCCGCACCGAGCCGACGCGCCGCUCUGCUCUCGGACUAACGGCUGGAGCUGGCCCCCCCAUCCCUUCCAGCUGCUGGCCUGGUUGCUCUAUGUCUACUUCGCCGUCACCGGCUUCGGCGUGUUCGUUCCCCUUCUGCCCGCCCACUGGAUCCCUGCAGGCUAUAUCUGUACGGGCGUCCUGUUCGUCUGUCACCUGUGUGUCCACGUGAUGGCCGUCUCCGUUGACCCCGCCGACUACAACGUCCGAACGAAGAGCGACAGAAGUCCAGUCCCCGCGUUCGACCGCACCAAGCACGCCCACGUCAUCGAGAACUGCCACUGCUACCUCUGCCAGGUCGACGUCGGUCCGAAGUCCAAACACUGCAGUGCCUGUAACAAGUGUGUUGCCAACUUUGACCAUCACUGUCGGUGGCUCAACAACUGUGUGGGGAGCAGGAAUUACAAGUUGUUCCUCCACAGCGUGAUCUCGGCUCUGUUGGGGGUCUGUCUGGUUCUGGUCGUUGCCUCCUACGUCUUCAUUGAGUUCUUUCUGGACCCGUCCAAACUCCGCACUGACAAACACUUCCUGGUGAGGAACGAGACAGGUGUGUGGUUCGUCUUCCUGCCGGUGGCUCCCCUCAGGUCAGCAGCAGCAGUGAUUCCGGUUCUGGCAGCUGUCACCAUCGCUCUGGGUCUGCUGUCGUCUGUGCUGCUCUGUCACCUGCUCUGCUUCCACGUCUACCUGAUGUGGAACAGACUUAGUACCUAUGAAUAUAUAGUGCGCCAGCGUCACCGUCAGGACCGCAGAGACUCAAGGAAACCAGGAUCAGUGAAGGAGACAGCGGCUCCAUCGGUUAACCUUGUCAAGGACGUGAACUACUCAGGGACUCUGGGUUACACCAACCCUCAGCUGGACAUGCAGGAACCUACCACUGUGGCUGUGCGGGGAGAGGCAGAGUUCCAGGCUAACGGCCGAGCGAGGACUGUGUCCACUCCUGUCAUGGAGGAAGAAUCUCCACCCACGGUGUCUACAGAGCCAAAAGCAGCAGCAGCAGCACACACACACCGACGCACACAGAAAAAGAAGGUCCGUAAAGUUCCAGCAGCGGUGACCAGAGAACGCUGCCCGAGCACAGCCCCGCCCCCCGCAGAAUUCAGCACUGUGUCCACUGUGUCCCUGGGUCAGCGACUUCCUUUCCCAGCGUUCCCUUUGAGGGCCUCCCUGCCCCCCCUGGCCCCCACCUUGGGCCCCAUGCAGGCCGCUGCCCCUCCUGCUGAGUACCACUCGGACUCGGCGGAGUCUCUGGAGGAGAUCCCUGUGGUGCUGGCCAAACUGGGCUCUUCAUCCUCUGCUGCCGGAGACGCCUCCUCAUCCUCACACAGAGCCGUCCCGGUCUUCCCCCUGCCCUCCCCCCACCUCAGGACUAAGAGGAAGGCCUCCUCCUCCCGCGCAAAUAAAAGCGCAGCAGUGCUGAGGUUUGAGAUGGCCUCCGCCUACCCCCCCACGGCGUUUGUCAGCCGAGCCAGCGGAGAGGCCGCCGAGCCCCGGGAGGGAGGCCUCAGUCUGGGCAGGAAGCAGACUGCCUCCAAGCCCGGAUCCAGACCAGCAUCUCGGGCGUCUCUGGGUUCGGGUGCGGCCUCCUGGAUGGAGCUUUAACCCGAGCACACUUUAUUUUCUAUCUCUGACUAUUUAUUGGUUCUGACCUUUUCCUUUGAACGCCAAAGCUCCGUCUGCACAACCUUUAGAUGAUUUUAUAAAAGCUGGAAACCUUAAAGCUGAACCGAGUCUCCAUGGUAACCCAGGGCCAGACGACAUCACCUCCUGUCCAGCUUCAGUUCCACAACACAGCAACAAUAAUGCUAAUGCGUAGCAUGCACAUGAGCCUCUCCCUGUUCAGACGGCCAACGUCUCCUAAAGGACGUUAAAUAAAUUACAUGAAAUAAAGUAAAACAUGUAAUUAAAACAUAAGUUACACAAAAUAAUUACAAUUUUAAACUUUUGACUAAAACAUUUUACUACAUUGUUUCACUUGUUAUAUAUUUUUAUUUUAAAAAGCAUUGUUAAGUAAUUCUUCCUCUCAGCUAAUCACAAGCCUCCGGCCUCUGUUUGUAUGGCGCCCCCUCGCUGCCACGCUGCAGACUGCAGCUCAGGGUUUGACCCUGUUAACCUGCUCGCCUGGUCCCUUGUGGUUUUCACACUUCAGCUGUUGUUCAGACGUCACAUGUCAGGCUAGCUGGUUCCCCCAGUGUCCAGUCUUUACGCUAAGCUAAGCUAAGAUGUGGCUGAAGAGGAUUUCACUGUUCCUGUGUCUACACAUGCUCUGUCCAGCUGCUUCACACACCAUGUUUCCCCUAUGGUUUCCUUUGAUGAUUUUUUCACCUGUUUAUCAAUAAAUGACAAUAACUGAUCAGUUUCUUACACUA
This is a messenger RNA of Micropterus salmoides (largemouth bass), 3483 nucleotides long. RefSeq names its product palmitoyltransferase ZDHHC1-like. The record is from RefSeq and is a predicted model, not a curated record. Gene Ontology annotation, biological process: peptidyl-L-cysteine S-palmitoylation; protein targeting to membrane. NCBI's taxonomy places the organism in Eukaryota, Metazoa, Chordata, Actinopteri, Centrarchiformes, Centrarchidae. Bases 1019 to 2716 code for a protein of 565 amino acids. The transcript is spliced from 11 exons. Gene Ontology annotation, cellular component: endoplasmic reticulum; Golgi apparatus. Gene Ontology annotation, molecular function: protein-cysteine S-palmitoyltransferase activity.